This is a messenger RNA of Cucumis melo (muskmelon), 430 nucleotides long. RefSeq lists its product as uncharacterized. The coding region runs from base 86 to 331 and encodes 81 amino acids. Lineage: Eukaryota; Viridiplantae; Streptophyta; Magnoliopsida; Cucurbitales; Cucurbitaceae. The record is from RefSeq and is a predicted model, not a curated record. The transcript is spliced from 3 exons.
AUAUAUUACAUAAAUUUGAGCUAGGGUUUAAGAAGACUGACGUUGGGGAUAUCAUCGAGCAAAUUUCUGGCGGCAGAUCAACAAUAUGUCGAAGAAGAACAGUCUUUCGCGCAGGAAGAAACAAUAUGAAUUCGACCUUCAAAGGGAAAAACAAGAAAAAGAAAAGGCUGCAAAGAAGCUUCAAGCAAAGAAGAAUAACAUGAAAGUUGAUGGUAGUGGAAAGAAAAAGAAGGGUGGAGGUGGAUUUCAAGUUGGGAAGAAAAAAGUGAAGACCAAGUUGACGGCAGCAGCAAAAGCAAAAGCUUCUCAAGCUAUGGACCUUGAUAAAUGAGGUUUGAUAUGUAUAUUUUUUGGCCUUGUAUGGAUGAAUUGACAUAUUGAUUUAGUUUUUUAUAUUUGUAAUAGAAAGAAAAAACCUCCAUUCGUAGUA